CAUAAUAAUAGCUCACAUUGAACAUUGUUUAUUUCAAAUAAAAUGAGAAGAGAGACGAAAGACAGAAAAGAAAAAGAUAAUCAAGAAAGAGAGAAAGAGAAAGGAGAUCGACCACACAGAGAGAGACCGAGCACAACCGAGCACAGAGAGAGAAAGAUAAGUACUCCUCUCAUAUCAUACAAUGCUGCACGUCUUCUUUUGUAAACUCUCGGACGAGUGUUGUCCUCCUCUUCUUGCUCCUCGUCGUCACCACCGCUGCUGGAUGACUCGUGGUCGGUCUUUUCCAGACUUAUACGUUUGUGGU
This is a messenger RNA of Zychaea mexicana, 304 nucleotides long. RefSeq lists its product as uncharacterized. The coding region runs from base 43 to 204 and encodes 53 amino acids. Lineage: Eukaryota; Fungi; Mucoromycota; Mucoromycetes; Mucorales; Lichtheimiaceae. The transcript has 3 exons. The record is from RefSeq and is a predicted model, not a curated record.